This is a messenger RNA of Sitophilus oryzae (rice weevil), 1116 nucleotides long. Its product is annotated as piggyBac transposable element-derived protein 4-like. The transcript has a single exon. The coding region runs from base 1 to 1116 and encodes 371 amino acids. Lineage: Eukaryota; Metazoa; Arthropoda; Insecta; Coleoptera; Curculionidae. The record is from RefSeq and is a predicted model, not a curated record.
AUGCCCUUUUGGAGUCAGGUUAUGAGUAGAAAUCGUUUCCAGUUACUGUUGCGUGUUUUGCAUUUUGCUGACAACACGGAAACAACAGAAGAUCGAUUAUAUAAAAUUAGACCAGUCCUCGAUCAUUUCAUUAAAUUAUUGGAAGAUCACUAUGUUCCAGAUAAAAAUGUGUGCAUUGAUGAAUCAAUGAUCUUAUGGCGUAGCAGGCUGUUUUUUAGACAAUAUAUUAGAAAUAAGAAGCAUAAGUACGGGAUAAAAUUGUAUGAACUAUGCGAAUCUGCUGGCAUGGUUCUAAAAAUAAAAGUAUACUGCGGAAAAUCAGAACCUACCGAAAAUGAUCUGGGGCAUGCUGCAAGUGUGGUUCUUCACUUGAUGGAGAAAUAUUUAGAUAAGGGUUAUGUUCUCUAUACUGAUAAUUUUUAUAAUUCAGUUGGCCUAACAAACAACAUGACAGCGAGAAAAACAUAUAUUUGUGGCACCUUACGCAGCAAUCGAAAAGGAAAUCCAAAGUAUGUUGUUUCAAAAAAACUAAAGAAAAGCGAGUGUAUAUGGCAAAGACGCAAAUCGGUUAUUGUUUGCAAGUGGAAAGACAAACGGGAAGUAUUAACGAUUUCAAAUUUGCACAAGGUACAAAUGGUCGAAGUACGCAACAAGAACGGAAAAGUUUCCAUGAAGCCAAAUAUAAUAAAGGACUACAAUGCGAGAAUGCCAGGUAUCGAUCAGUCCGAUCAAAUGCUUAGUUACUACAGUGCGUUAAGAAAAACUAUUAGAUGGCCGAAGAAGAUUGCACUGCAUAUUCUCGAAUUAUAUAUACAUAACGCAUACUUGCUUUUCCGUAAAUCGACUGGAAGCAAGAUAAAAUCCCUGAAAUUUAGAGAGAUGUUUGUUUCUACUCUCCUAGGUGAUAAAAUGCCUACAUAUAACAGAGUACAGCGGGGCGAUUUUCACUACUUGGAAGCUAUACCACCAACAGAGGAAAAGCAACGACCUACAAGGGCUUGUCGGGUAUGUACUUCAAAAAAAGUUCAACGAGAAACACGCUAUUUCUGUCCUGUGUGCGAAGAAAAUCCAGCUCUAUGUGUUGAAAACUGCUUCAAGUACUAUCACCUAAACUGA